AUGUUCAAGAAGUCAUUCUAUAAGGAGACUCAAGAAAAUAUCGUUGAGGAGAUCAAAGAAGAUUUGGUCCGAUUAGUAUUAACCCAUUUACCUCAUUUGCAACUUUCCAAAGUCCGUCAAGAUGAUUUAUGGGAGUUCAUAGCCAUCAAACUCAAUAACAGAUUAUUAAAAGAUGCCUUGAAUGAAACCUUAAGUUCCAAGUUCUCCAAAGUAGACGAAUUGCCUACUUUAAAUGGACCUUUUAUCAAAACUCUUUAUGAUAAGUUGUUUAAGGACUUCAAAAAGAGACUAGUGUUCAAAGUCAACAACAACACUUCCCCAUUGAUUGAAUUCAAUUAUGGUAGUAAUCGGACAAUGGAUUUGUUUGAUGAGCCAGUUGAAAAGAUGCUCUGUAAGUUGUAUGAUAUGGAAUCCCAGUCAAUAGAACUUUUAUCCAAGAUAAGCUUGGAGAAUUUAGAAGAAACUUAUCGAACCGAAUUGACUCCAGACUUUGAAGAUUCUUCAAAGUAUCAUGAGAACGAUAAGGCAGCUAAGAAGCGACUCUCGAUCGAUACAGAAAAGGAUGACAUCUAUAAGCAGCAGUUGCAGAAACAAGUUGCUUCUGUUAUGAAGCUCGAGGCAGAGAACAAAAGACUUCUUGCUUUGAAUCAACAGCUUUUGGAAGACAUGGGAUCAACACGGUAG
Messenger RNA from Lizanozyma spartinae, 684 nucleotides. RefSeq lists its product as uncharacterized. NCBI's taxonomy places the organism in Eukaryota, Fungi, Ascomycota, Pichiomycetes, Serinales, Debaryomycetaceae. The record is from RefSeq and is a predicted model, not a curated record. The coding region runs from base 1 to 684 and encodes 227 amino acids. The transcript has a single exon.